Molecule: messenger RNA, 2172 nt
Organism: Naegleria fowleri
Lineage: Eukaryota; Heterolobosea; Eutetramitea; Acrasida; Naegleriidae
Exons: 2
Coding region: 1-2172 (723 amino acids)
Biological process (GO): transmembrane transport
Cellular component (GO): membrane
Molecular function (GO): transmembrane transporter activity
Source: RefSeq, a predicted model, not a curated record
AUGAAAAAGUUAGCCUGUUGCACUAAGGGAGAGAAAACAGAGGAGGAUGAUUUUGAUAAAAAGCAAAUACCCUCCGAGUAUGGAGUCAAUAGAAAACGUUCAUGCACCGACGUGCUAUGUAUUCCUGUAUUUAUUCUAUUUUGGAUAGGCAUGUUUGUGAUUGCAGGAUUUGGAUUUUGGUCCGGAAAUCCUGCUGCACUGGUUGAACCAAUUGAUUAUGAAGGAAAUAUGUGUGGUUACGCAAUCGGAAAAGGAAAUGAUAAUAUUGUAGAUUUACGAAACAAAACGUAUCUGUGGUAUCCUUUCGAGUUUCGACCCGAACAGAUAAAAGAUAUCACCACCGCAAGACUUAUCUCUGCUUUAGGAAUGGGUAUUUGCGUUAAGGAAUGUCCAUCAUCUGUUGUUAGUAUUUUGAAUCCUCUCUCAACGGCAGUUCUUGAUUCUGUUGUUUGUAAAUAUGAAGUGAAUGACACAAACCCAUUAACUCGUGCAAAGAAAGCAUAUGAUGGAGAUGGUUGCUAUUUUAAUUACUUUACUCACGAAAUAUAUUUUAAAAGAUGCAUCCCAGUGCUCGAUAAUACCACAAUGGACCUUGUCACAAAAACAACAUUCAAACAAACAAUGAAGGUCACAAAUGGUUUGAAGCAAGGUUUGUCAGAAGUGUGGAGAUCAUGGCUUCCUAUUCUUAUAUCCUCUGUUUUGAGCUUAAUUUUAUGUUUUACCUUUGUUUUGUUUAUGAGAUUAUUUGUUGGAAUUGUUGUUAGAGUUAUUUUGGUUGUGGUUGCCUUGGUCAUGGGGUGUGCUGGUGGUUACAUUCUAUACAUUGGCGUUAAAAAGUACAUCGAAUCUGAAUCCAACGGAGUAAUUGAUACAACAAUGAGAACUGCUUCACAAUGGUGGAUGGGUAUUGGUGGAACCAUUCUUGGGCUGUUACUCAUUUAUCUUGUUCUCAUGAUCUUCCUCUGGGGAAGAAUUAGAAAGGCAAUUGCUAUCAUUAAGGAAGGUAGUAGGGCUGUGAACAAAUUUCCCACACUUAUCAUUAUUCCAGCAGUUUCCUUCUUGCUCAUUUGUGGUCUGACCGUAUGGUGGGCUGUGGUUGCUGUGUUCCUUCAAAGCGCCCAAAAGCCAGUCACAAUUGCUGCAAACGACCCAAGAUGGAGCGAGUACAUGAACGAAAUUUCUACCUUCAUGAACACCACCAAAUUUUCAAACACAUCUAUUACUAUAGAUCAAGGAACAACGGCUUUGCAGGUGCUUGGGCUGUACAAUUUAUUUGCGUAUUUCUGGGGAGUGGCGUUCAUUGAAGCUAUUGCAUGCACUACCAUCGCUGGCGUUGUGGCAGGAUGGUACUUUGGUGGUAUUGGAAACGACAAAAAAACUGAAAAGUUUUCAGUAUUUAAAUCUUUUUGGAGAGUUAUCAGAUACCACAUUGGUUCUAUGAUAUUUGGAUCUUUGGUUGUUGCUAUUGUGCAAAUGAUUAGAUAUUUGUUCAAGAAAGCAAAAACUCGACUUCAAAAACUAGCCCAAGAAAAUACUGUGGCCAACUGGAUUAUUAAGGUAUUUGAUGCUAUUUUAUGGGUUGUAGAGAAAAUAGUUAGAUUCAUGAAUAAGAACGCUUAUUUAAUGAUCGCCAUACACGGAAGCAACUUUUUAAUGAGCUCGUCAAGAGGAUUUAUGAUUGUAAUGGAAAACAUCUUAAUAGUAGGAACCACAAAUACCAUUAGUGAUGUUGUGUUAUUCUUGGGAAGAGUUUUAAUCACUGUUAUUAGCUCUGUUAUUUGCUACCUGAUCAUUGACUUGAACAACAAAUAUGAAUUUCUUGUGGCUGUUUUACCUGUGGUUGAAUAUGGUAUAAUCCCUUCUGUGGUUACCGGCGUCAUAACGUUCCUCAUUGCUUCUCUAUUUAUGAACUUGUACGACAUUGCCAUUGACACAAUCCUGAUUUGCGUCAGCUACGAGCUGUACAUUAAUCCGAACGAAGUGAAAGGACCUUACUUCAUGAGUGACCGUUUAAGAAAAAUUUAUUUGGGAAAGCUCAAGAUGGACAGAAUUGGAGAUUUCAGUUGUUGUUGUUGCACUUCUCAAGGUGAGAACUAUGACGAUGAUGUGAAGGUCAAAGACAGGGAGUUGAAAGACGAAAAAUCAAAGGAUCAAAAACCAGCUAAAAUGUAA